GUGCACAGUUAGGUGGGGGAACGACGUAGGGGGUGAAAAGCGCUUUAAUAGGCGCCCGUUGUCCCCUGGACACCUCCUAACUUAAGCGCCCCGGUAGGCGCCCCUGGCUUGAAGUUCAGAGAGGAAGCAGGCGCCUGAGUCGUAGCGCCCUGCUUCCAGGAUGAAGAUUCAGGGAAGUCGCUGUUUCGCUUCAGAAUAUUUUUGGGAGCACCGAGGAUGGUUUGCCCCGUAUUUUGCCCCACUUAAUUUAAUAAUUCUCGCGCAAUACAAGUAAGAAAUUUAUAAUUUCGUUAAAUAGUUAUAUUAAACAGAAUUUUACGACAAGAAAACUUUAUUUUAAAUAAAGUAAAGUGAGCUUACACUUGACAAAUUAUAAGAGUGAAUUUACAGCGUUCGUAGAUAAAAGAGAUGUUACUUACGCACUGGUUGCUUCUUGUAUCAAGAAUUUAAUAGCGCAGUGUAGUAGACUUAUUUAUAUAAGAGCGCGAUGGCUAAUAACUAUUCCACGGAUAGCACUUCUUCUCUGCAGAGUAACGUCUAUGCCUACUGGCAGCGCGACUCGUUAUAUGAGCGAAAAUGCUGCUUCCUGAGGCUUCCUCUCGCGCUCCUUAUAUACCCCAAAACUAGGGGGUCCUAGGGGUACGCGGGUGUAGGGAAGCUCAAAUCCAUGGAAAAUUCCGCGACAAAUAGCUAUUAUUUUUGAAAUUUCAUAGUUUCUAAUUUUUAUUCGGAUCAUUAUAAACUUCGGUCAAGAGGUAGCUAGGGUGGUUAGCGUUCGAAUGCUUCCUUCGCCUUCCUCCUAUCACCUCUGUGAGCGGAGUAAUUAAACCGCAUACCUUCGUAAUUACUUUACUCAUGCUAUCUCACUCAUACUUCCCGAUUGGAAUAAUGCUCGAGCCAUUGCUAUCCCACUUGGUACACGCGCUCCGCGGCUGGACCGAUUCUUCGGCAGCGCGAGGGUGUCACGCGUGAACCGCAUGGUUGAAAAAUAUUCACAUUAUUCCAGGUUGUUAAUAAUGUGAAAGAGUUAUAGCAUGACUGCGACGGAUUGCAGUAAUAUUAAUUAACAAGGGAGUUGAGGGGUGGCGGUUGCACCCUGUCGUUAAUAGCAAAUAGAAAGGUGACAAAAGAAUAUUACUCUUUUAACGAAAUUUUUAACUAUACGCGGCAUGAUUUGAUGGAUUUGAGCUUUGACAAUUGGAGUAAUAAUCACACACGCAAUAAUAAUAAAAUUUAAUAAAGAGUAUAAGCGUAGGGUGUACGCGCUGAUACCCCGCGCGUCUGAUUUCGUGGGGAGGGGAGCGCUCGGUGAGACGGGUGCUCCGGCGGAGCACGCGAGAGCGCGGUGCGCGACGUGAGAUGAAAUAGGUGGAAAAUUUCAUCGAACGUAACACAGAGUAUCACACUUAACAUCACAGAUCACUAUAAAUAAACAGUCUAUUGCUAUAUCACAACUGAAGAAAUAUGUUAAAGAUUAUGUGCCCUAGCGUUAUGUACGUUUUGUAGUUCCAAUCACUUAUCAUUCAUAUACUUAAAGAAUUAUUAAUAAUUAAAGACAAAUAAAAAAAGUUUUAGUAAAUCAAACUGAGUCUCACUUAUACAUACAAGCUUUCCAAUUGUGAUUCUGAAUAGGAUUAGAUCCAUAUAAUUAUAAUAAGAGAGAUCAUUUUUAUAGUGUUAUUAUUAUUUUUUUACGUUCUUAAUACUACUUGAAUCUUAGUUACCGCGCAGGUAACUAAGUAACAAAAUAUAAAUAUCAAAUAUUUAAAAUAUUAUGCAAUAAUAUAAUAAAAAAUCUUGAAGAUUUGUACAAAUCAGCUGCUAUGCAACAUUUUUUUUAACACUCAAUUACAAUUUUCAAGAAAGGCAUUAUUGAAACUUCAUUGAAAGGUCAUAUUAUGAAAUAAAUUUUAUCUAAAUACAAAUUGUUUAAAGUAAAAUAAACAAGAAUAAUACCUAGUUUUAAACAUUUGUAUAAAUCUUCAAGAUUAUACGUAACAAGUUCUUAAUUAAUCAGUUAUAAAUUUGUUUAACUAAAUUUCUAUUAGACGUGAGCAUAUUGAAAUCGAUAAUUAUUUUACAUCAAAUAAACAAAUAUAUUAUUCGAGAAUUAAGCAUAUUUCCAUGGAGAAAUAAAAAUUUUAAUAAGAUGUAAAACUAGUUUCAAACUUUCAGUCUUGAACGUUGAAGUAAAACGUUUAAAAAUAAACAAAAAUUAGAUAAAGGAAGAAAAUUUUAACACAGAAAAUUAUAAAGAAAAUAAUUAUAUACUUCUACAAAAAACGUAGAUCUCAUAACUCUGCUCAAUAAUACUUCCAAUUUUUAUUGCAAAUAAAAGAAAUGUGAAUAGGAAUUAAGCUGAAACUUAGAAUAAAAAAGGAAAAACGACCUGCCAUAUCCCUCUGUGCUAAAAUUAUACUCUUUAUAAUUCGUCAUCCUGAAGAUUUUCUUCUGAAGAUUUUGAUUCCUGUCUCGUUAACUGAAGCUUUUUGUUAUCUUUCGUUAAGAGUUAUUUUUUUUGCAAUAGCUUCUGGCUUUUCCUUUUUCCACUGUUAGAUCCUUCUUCUUGCUUUCGCCAAGAGGCAUUCCGCAACCAUGACAUUACAGAGUUUAGCAUCUGAAAGGUCACUUUCAGGAAAUCGUAUUUGUAUCACACCUGAAAAAAUAUAAUUAUACUUCCCGUUAUUAAAUAUUAACGUAAUUUACCGACUGUAUUUAUUUAGUUAACCGUAACAGAAUUUAUAAAGAAAAUUAUAAAAUUGAUACAGGGACAUAAAAGAACAUACAUUAGAUUAAUAUUAAAGUGGAAGAGCAGGGAGAUCUGACAGACAAACAAUUCUCUUUUCACCUGGAACGAGUGACCGAUUGAGUCGCAUCUGAUUCAUAAUCGUGACAUCAACUUUACUACUUAAUUCUUCCACUCGUAUAAGUAUAGUCUUGCAUAAAGAUUUUAUUUCUUUAAUACAAUUAAUAUCUGAAAUAUAAUAAUUAUGUAAAAUAAUAUAAACAAAGCAGAAAAAGCUAUUAACUACAGCAUAAUUACCAAAGUAAGGAUUCUUAUUCUUAUUCUUUGUAUGUUGUGAGAUUUUCUCAGUAACUUUCUCAGUAAAUUUGUUAAACUCAUCCUGUACAACGAAGAAGACAUCGAAGGUACAAGACUUGUAUUUGGGACAAAUGUUGUGUUACUUAACUCUGAGUUUUGAGUUUUGAAAGAACUUUGUUUUUCAGAACAAGUUCUAGAACUCGACUCUGUACCAUCCUCAUCUUUAGUUUUAUUUACAUUUUCUUUUUCAUUAUUCUCUUCAGUGUUGACGUUACUAUGAUAUAGAGCUACGUUCAUCUGUUGCAAAGGUCUUUUGGUAUAUAUAUCCUUUGGUAUAUUAAGCUAAAAACCACUUGAAGUGUUUUUUCGUUUUCUAAGAGUAUUUUUGGGAUACUAUUUUUUUAGCUUCUGAAGAAAUUGUUGCCGUUCAGUUCGUUGACUUUUAAUUUUUUGUAUUCCAGAUGAAGACACUUCUGUGCUGUUUGGUUUUACAGUCACAUUGAUUUUUCUGUUAUCAUUCUGACCUGGUACACUACCAAUUUUAUUUGUAAAGGACAACAGUGGUGGUGCUAGUAUACUCUGUGAUGCUUUCUCUGAUUUGAUGAACUUUCGAAUCUUCUUGUGCUGAACCGAAUCUGAAUCGCUAUCUAACAAAAGUAGCUCUUGUUUUGUAUCUGAAUCACUAUCUUCAUCAGUAUAUAUAAUAGGUGGUCGUUUCCUUCUUUUACCGCGACCUAAUUCUUUUUCAGUCUCAUAGGAAGUUAGGCCUUCAUCCACAAAUUUCUUUAACACUUCCCUAGCUUUUUUUAUAGUUUCUAAAUCCAAAAUAAUAACAAUUAAAUAAAAAUCAUUGAUUUUGUUCAGUAAAGAAUUGCUUCGCAACAGUUAUAACAAUCUUGGCGUAUGAUAAUAGAUUCAGCAAAGAUUAAUACUCUAAUCAAAUUGACAAUUUUUGCAAUUAAUGCAAAGUAUAUAAUUUUCUGCUAAACGCAGCUAUAUUACCAUGACACACUCAUAACAUAAAUAACUUCCAUAAUUUAUUAAACUUACCAAAAUAUCUUAUCACUUCAACAGGACUUUCUGACCAAUUUGGGUCUGCAGAAGCUUCCUUUCUUAUAAGUUUUCUAGCAUCUAUGGAAGGAGGAGGCUAUUUUGUUAUGCCUACCAUGUCUUCGUUUAAAUCAGUAAUCCACUUGGCGAGGCCUACUUCAAAAGCUGUAUCAUUAUUUAAUCCUUUUUCUGUUGUUUUUAUAAAUUUAAUGACAACAAACUAGAAACAAAGAUUAAAAAAAAAUUCUGUAGAUAUAUAGCAGCAAUAGGGACUUGAUAAAACACACGCAGUACUUAAGUAAUUAGAAUAGAGGUAUUGUGUGCAACAAAGGCACACAUAAAAAUGCAUCACCAUCUGGCAUUAGCCAAUAUUUUGAUUCAACCUCUGUCAAAAUAAAAUUUCUUGUUACGUGUUCUUUCUCAGGCACACGAACAAUGCCUACAAGAUGAGUCCAGAGGAUAUGUAUAGAAGUUUUCAACAUUAAGGAACUUAUUUCCAAUCAUAAAAAUACCAUCUUCACACAUUCUGAACAAUGUUCUUUAAUACAACAAUAUCUCCACUAAUAGUUCGAAAGCACGAGUCUUUCGUUCCUAGUUGAAAAAUAAUUUCACCAACAGACACUCGUCUGAAAUGUACACCGAUCAUUACUUCAUUUAGAUCUCUGUGCUCUCGAGAAAGAGUAACAUGUUUAUUGUUAGAGGACAGACAAAUAGUUACAUGUGCAGAUCUUUUAAUGUCUCUAUAAGCUGCUUGCUGUAACGGUUUAUAUCCUGAUCGAAGAGUUGUUUUGAAAGAUUUUAAUUUAUUUUCGAACUUAAAAGCGCUAAAAUUUUCCAACUGUCCAUAUGUAGCACAUUCAGCGAUUAGAUGGCAGAGAGCAUGAACAUUAUAUACUACAAAUUUCUGUCCGUAAAUGUUGACAGAGUGGCGUAUAAAAUGUCAUACCAAUUCAUUGGCAGUUUCUAACAUUCUAACUGAACAAACCAGUACUGAACUAAAGAGAAUAUAAAGAGCAGAGUGCAAUAAGAGAAAAUGUUUGUAAAUAUUUUCAUGAAGAUGUUUUUUAAAUACUAGAAUGCCAUCAUACACACACACACACACAGAUACAGCCGUCGAAGCUCAGUAACUUUAUACAAUUUCCAUUCUGUUAAGGAUCUUGGAGGUCUGGUAAAAUCUUGUGGACAUGUUUGAGGUAAAUCAUUUUCAAGGACGGCUGAUAUUUCACGAACUGUAUUAGCUUUCAAUUGUCCAGGCCCAUUCCACAGCACCCAGGUUUUAAGUAGCCUCUUACAAACUCCUUGCCAAACCAAAUGCAUUGGAUCAAGGCGAAAUUGGGAUAUCAUACGUGCAAUUCUCAACAUAAUAGACACUCCAGUAUGAUGAAGUCGCUAACUCAAUGUUACGAAAAGACUGAUCUGUUCUCAGAGGAUCAUCAAGUAGCACAUCUCUCCAGACGGAACAUCAAAGAAAUUUUGCCGCAUGCUCCAUCCAGUACUAUAUAUCGAUGGCUCGGUAGCCACGAUGAUCAACCGUUGCGGCGAUCAGCUGUUAUAUACGGUGUCAUCCCGCGUGGAUAAUCUUCCGCGGCGCCGGUUUCCCCUCACUACGGGGUCCCCGUGUACGGUGUCGGGAUCGGUCGCUCAGUGCGCGUACUGGGAUCCGGGUAACGAGCGGAGCGGUGAUCUGCCACUCAAUAUGUGGCGCGAGGAAGCGCUCAGUGCGCGCUGGCAAGGAAGCCGGUGCGAGAUUAUGUUCGGCACUCAUUGUCAGUGCAUGCUCUGGAGACUCAGCUCAGUUCGCUGAGAGGAUCGGUCGGCUCACUUUGCUAGAUCGAGGAGAUCUGCUCUCUUAUUACCAGCGGAGGGCUUUUAUAGCCCCCGUUUGGUGACAAGAGGAGCGGAGACGUGCGGGGAGAAAGAUAAGCGGAGGGGACUACGCAAGGUAAGAGGGUAACGGCCUCGUAUCUUUAUGCCUUAAUGACGGCGGAGGAACGGCUUGUUACACAUUAUUAAUGCUAUUAUGGCAUUUAAAAGUCGUAUUUUAGUGAAGAAUAAAGUAAUAUUGAAGUGUGAUCUUAUUUGGACCGAAAUAUCCGAAAUUUUAGUUUCCAAAAUUUCACCUUCUUCGAUCGUUAUAUUCCAUAGUGUCACAGUAUAUACAGUAGCGCAACUCAGCUGAUUUAAUGUUGGCAAAAACGGAAUGCGCACGCGCGAAAUAAGGCAGUACGUACUCUCUCUUUCUUCCCUUUUUGUCUUUCCUUAUUUAACCGAUUUAGAGGUACGUUUGAAUGCUUACGACGUAUAUAGUGCUGUAGAGUAAAAUACAGUGACGUGAUAAAUUUAAUAUAAAAAGUUAUGUGAAGUGUUAAGUGAUUCGUGAAGUGUCAAUAAAAAAUAUAUUAUCAAGAGAAAAGUUAACCUGUAUAAAGUUUGUACAGGUUAACUUUUCUUUGAAACACUUUGAUCUUAGCUUUGUUUUAGAUUUUGCUACGAGAUCUCGAAGGAAUCACAAUAUAUAAAAGAUGGAGAAAAUUAUAAAAGGAAAUAAGAAAAAUCAUUGGUGUGCAGUGACAGGAUGUAUGAGGACUUAUGUGGAAAAGCGACACUUCUUUCUUUUUCCCAAAGAACAUGAUAGAUGGUUGGCAUGGGUUCAAGCGUGCAGAAGAUUUGAUUUGCUACCAAAAGGUCCAGAGUAUGUAAAUCGCAAUUGUCGCUUGUGCCAUUUACAUUUUAAUGAGAAAGAUUAUAAAAUCAAAGGACGAGCUCGCCUUCAUCCAGAUGCCGUACCAACAAAAUUUUUGGAAUUGACAGAUAAUAACAGUGCUACUUCUUCUUUAGUAUCGACGAUGGAAAACCAAGAAAAUUAUAAUAUAAGCACAAUAAUAGAUACGAAUCAUUGCAGCGCCUUAAGCAAUGAACAACAUAUUUCAACGGACAAUAUACAAGAAAAAACAACUAGAAAUAUAUGUUUGAAUGCUGAAAUGGAUUUAGAUGUACAGAAUGCAACUCCAUCAACAAGCACAGAAGAAAAUUGUAACAGUGAUUUACAAUUAUCUGGAGAAAUAAUAAAUAAUAGUGCUGAAAUUGCUAAACCGAGUACAUCUGGCACAUGUGGUACGAAGACAUCCCAACAAGCAAUAUCUGACAAUUCUCCUCGAAAAACAAAAUUGAGGAUGAAAAAUCAAAAAUUGAAAGCGCAAAUUAAAACGAUGCGAGAAACUAUUAGACGCUUAUGAAAAGGUAAAAGACAGAACAAAAGGAAAACAGCAAAUACAGAAGAUGCGGAUGAAUUUGAGACUUUGCGUAAACUAGGAAGUAAGUUAUUACCUGUAAGGUUUGCCAAAAUAUUGUCGGCACAAAUUGACGCACAACUGAAACGUAAUCGUGGUCAAAGAUACGAUCCUGAAUUUAAAAAAUUCGCGUUAUCUUUAUAUUUUUUAAGCCCGCGAAAUUAUAGAGAAAUGAAGAAAACAAUAUCAUUACCUUCAAUACGUUCUUUACAGUUGUUAACUCAAACGUGGAAUAUUGCGCCUGGUUUAAAUGAUAAAAUUUUUAAUACUUUAACAUUAAAAUUAAAGUCAUUGCCUCCUAUGGACAGACACUGUAUUUUAUGCGUAGAUGAGAUGAGUUUAAAAUCUCAUUUAUUUUAUAAUUUAUCGCAAGAUGAAAUUAUCGAGUUUGAGGAUAAUGGGAAGCAAAAAUCGUCUAUUCCUGCAAAAAACGUUUUUGUUAUAAUGGCAUGUAGCAUUGCAGGCAAUUGGAAACUACCGUUAUGUUAUUGUUUUGUUGAAACUACAUGUCGGAUGAAUGAUUUAAAAGAUUUGAUAUUUAAAACAAUAAUUAAAUUAAGAAUUAGUGCAACAGUACAUGCAUUAGUAAGUGAUAUGGGAUCUAAUUUUAUCCAGUUAUCUCGUAAUCUAGGAAUUUCAAUAGAAAACUCAACCUUUUUAGUUGAAGAGGAAGAAGUACUUUAUAUUUUUGAUACUCCUCAUUUAAUAAAAGCAACACGCAAUAAUCUUUUAAAGCAUGAUUUUGAGUUUAAUAAUAAAAUAGCAUCAUGGUCUCACAUUGUUCAAUUUUAUGAAAGAGAUAGUAAACAAUGGAUAAAAUUGGCACCUAAAUUAUCAAAAUGCCAUAUUGAAUCCAAUGGUUUCCAAAGAAUGAAAGUAAAAUUUGCUGUCCAAGUAUUUAGCAAUCGUGUCGCUGCAGGCAUGUGUACGCAAAUGUCUUCCGGUUUACUUCCAAGUGAAGCAGUUGGAACCAUUGAUUUAAUAGAUCAUUUUGAUAAAUUAUUUGAUCUUUUAAAUUCUUCUUCUACAACUAGCCCUAAACAAUAUGGCAAAGCUUUUACCGGAAGCGAUAAACAACUUCAAUUUUUAGAAGAAAUGUUCUAUUUUUUGAAAUGUAUCAAAGUCCUAAAUAAUAAUGGUACUUAUGUAAAAGUGAACUGCUUUAUCUGCUGGCAGAUUACGAUUAAAAGUAUAAUAAAACUCUGGGAAAAAUUAAAAUGUUAUAACUUUUUAUACUUAAGAACACGUAGGAUUAAUCAAGAUUGUCUCGAAAAUUUUUUUGGUUUAAUAAGACAACAAGGUGGUAAUUCUUUAAAUCCAACACCUAUACAAUUUACAAGAGCUUUUAAAAAAUUAUUUAGUAUAACCUUUCUGAAACAUCCAGAUACGCAAAAUUGUGCUCCAGAUGAAGAUGAUAUGUUAAACCUAAUUGGAACACCAAGUUCUAUUUCAUCUACCGUUUCUGAAUUUGUUCCAUCUUCAUCACGUAUAAUUUUAGAUAUCCCAAAUCAUGAUUAUUAUACAAUGGAUCUGCCAGAAGAAAAUGCAUUUAUAUAUGUAUGUGGGUACUUAAUAAAAAGAUGUUUAGAGAUACAUUCAUGUGAUACAUGUAUAGCUUAUU
Messenger RNA from Monomorium pharaonis (pharaoh ant), 9004 nucleotides. RefSeq lists its product as uncharacterized. The transcript has 8 exons. NCBI's taxonomy places the organism in Eukaryota, Metazoa, Arthropoda, Insecta, Hymenoptera, Formicidae. The record is from RefSeq and is a predicted model, not a curated record. Bases 6616 to 7329 code for a protein of 237 amino acids.